CAUUUGUUCAUCUGUUUCCACGCGCGCGCCGGAGAGCGAGAGCCAUUGCGACUCGACACAGCGCAGUGUUCAGCAGCAGCCACUCGUGUGUCCGUGCCUCCUAUCACCUCUCGCAAGAAGUGGAUACUGAAAUUGUUUCGCCGUCGGACGUUGUGGUGUUUAAAUCCUCUUUGACUCACAAACUCAUCAUGGAGAAUGAGAACAAAUACCUUCCGCAGCUGCUGGCGGAACGCGACAGCCUGGACGCGUCGUUCACCCACGCCUUGAAACUUAUAACAGCAGAAAUUGAGAGGGUUGAGAAGGGAGAGACAGAGAAAGAUACAGAAAGCUACCUGGACCUCUUUACCCAGAAAAACAUCAAACUGAAGGAAAGGAUUCUCAUACCAGUCAAACAGUACCCCAAGUUUAACUUUGUUGGGAAGAUCCUCGGACCACAGGGGAACACAAUCAAGAGACUGCAGGAGGAAACCGGCGCGAAGAUCUCUGUGCUAGGAAAAGGGUCCAUGAGGGACAAAGUCAAGGAGGAUGGCUUGAGGAAAAGUGGAGAACCAAAGUAUGCACAUUUGUCCAUGGAGCUUCAUGUGUUUAUUGAGGUGUUUGCUCCUGUUCCUGAUGCAUAUGUGCGCAUGGCUCAUGCCAUGGAGGAGAUCAAAAAGUUCUUGUUCCCUGACAUGAUGGAUGAGAUUUGCCAGGAGCAGUUCAUGGAGAUGAAGUUUCUAAACGGUGGCCAGGAACACGGGGGCAGAGGCCGAGGAGGGCCACCAAUCAGAGGCCGUGGAGGUCUACCUCCUCCUGGAGUACCCAGGGGUCGUGGUAUGCCCCCACGUGGUGGUCGUGGCGGACCCCCUCGAGGUGGAGCCACAAGGGGAGCACCUGCAGGUAGAGGUGGACCAUCAGUCCAGCCACCCAGAGGAGCAGCCUCCAACCGUGCCCGUCCACCCGCCCCUGCGUCUCAGCGGAUGCCCCCUCCACCACCUGCGCACCCUCCGACCCAAGACUCAUACGAAGAU
Carassius gibelio (silver crucian carp) is the source of this 1010-nucleotide messenger RNA. RefSeq names its product KH domain-containing, RNA-binding, signal transduction-associated protein 1-like. The annotation marks the transcript as partial. Gene Ontology annotation, molecular function: poly(A) binding; mRNA binding. Gene Ontology annotation, cellular component: nucleus. Gene Ontology annotation, biological process: regulation of alternative mRNA splicing, via spliceosome. NCBI's taxonomy places the organism in Eukaryota, Metazoa, Chordata, Actinopteri, Cypriniformes, Cyprinidae. The record is from RefSeq and is a predicted model, not a curated record. The transcript is spliced from 6 exons.